This is a messenger RNA of Mesorhabditis belari, 1035 nucleotides long. The record is from the annotation of a GenBank genome assembly. NCBI's taxonomy places the organism in Eukaryota, Metazoa, Nematoda, Chromadorea, Rhabditida, Rhabditidae.
AUGACAAGUAUUGGGUUCAAAGUGCAACAACAUCGCGGUUGCUAUUAUCCUUUCGAUGGAACCGGUGGAGUUCUUGCUCAUGCUCUUUACCCGCCAAACGGUCAAUUGCACUUCGAUGAUGAUGAGAAAUGGACGUAUAAAGAUGCGGAAAAGAUCAGACGUGAGUACACUGAUUUGCUUUAUGUGGCGAUUCACGAGAUCGGGCACACGCUUGGUGUUGAUCAUUUAGAGAACAAGAACUCGAUUAUGUACUUCUCGUAUAAGGAACCAAUCGAUGUUCGCGGUCGCUACAUCGAGCCGACUUUACACCAAGUGGACAUUGCUGCCAUUCAGAAGAUUUAUGGGAAACGCGAGAGAGCUCCAGCUCCAGCUCUCCCAACCCGAAGACCCGCAAAUGAUGAAAUUGAGAUUGGAGCUGCUGAUCCGGUUAACCAUAAUGGAAACGACCGACCAACCGAUGAGACCCCGAAAAGCACGAGUUGUCCGGUGAAGAUUGACGCAAUUGUUGCAGACGGCUCAUCAACACUCAUUUUUGAUGGGAACACACUUUUUAUUUUUAACGAUCAACGCCGAAUUGUCAAGCAACACUUGAUCAAUGAGAUCUUCUCGGAUCCACCCCAACAACUCGAGGCGGCUGUUUUGGAUCAUCGAAUGCGGAAAUUGAUCUUCUUUGAGCGUGGCGGUACUCUUCACGCGUAUUUCCAUUCAAACUUUUUCAAUCGUUACCUCAGCGCGUAUAAAAGAAGAUUCGAUCAGUAUCAUCACCUCACCGGAGCGAUUUCUUUCAAAAGUGGAGCGAUUUUGUUGCUAGAUAAAAACUAUAAAUACGCUACUUACGAUUCUCGCCUUGGAAACUCAUCCGAGUUCAAACCAAUCGAUUUCCAGAAUUUUCCACGUAAUGUUCGAGGAGCGAUCAAAGCCAGCCACGACGAAUCCCAACUUUAUCUCUUCACAAAUAAUCGCGUCUACUUGUACAAUGUAGACGAGGAAAUCGUUGAGAAAGAGCAAGCAUUGAGCGAAUGGUUGAAUUGCCGU